CGCUAUAAUUGGUGGUUUGGUAUGGUUCAGGAGGAACCACAACGAGCUACCCACCACAGUGACCGGGGCGCAGGGCAGGGAGCAGUGUAGCGCCAGUCAGGCCGGGACACCUCCACCACCACCACCGCGGGACAGACGCCUCUUCGACCUGACGAGGAGCUGCUGCCUUGUCACCACUUCCCAGUGCUGCCGGCGGCGUCACCAUGGCGAGGUCACGGUGGAUCCUGGGGUGGCUGCUGGUGCUGCUGCUUCUGACGGCUGGUGAAGGCGGGAACCACUCCAGGUCAGCAACAGAGAGCGAGGUCGCCCAGGAAUUCACUCCAGAAGGUGCCGCUGGCGUGUCGGGUUCGUCAGUCAACAUGGUGCGGUCUUCUCCCAACGCAGAGAAAAUUAAAUUAUACCUCGUGAAGCAGCUGCUGGGGAAGGCUGAGGACCUGACCAAAGAAUACAUUUCCGCUACUACUGCGAUGAACUUACCAGCGGGGACUGUUCCAAAACUGGAGCUCAGUGGGAAUACAUCUGAAGCUGGUGGUCGCCAGUGGCACUUGGGUACUGCGCUCUCCCGUUUCGACCUCUCCUUCUUCAAUUCAAAUACAAGUGUGGACAUUAUCAAUCAAGUGGAGGAGAUGGUAUCGCUCGGGUUGCGCAGCGCCCAGAAGAUGUACAUGAUAGAGUGGCGAGGCCGCCUCAUCCUUGCUGUCAUUGAGGCCUCGGGCGUCUCCCUCUACGCUAUCGAGCCUAAAACACACAGGGUGCAGCGGACAGAGGGGCCCACAGGCAGACUGAGUUGUAAUUUCGCCAUCGUGGCCGGGGGGCAUCUGGUGCUGACGUGCAUCAUGGCCGACGAAUCAAAGCAGCAUGAGAAGUUGGGGAUGGAAAGGUCUACGAUGAAGAAGGUGAAGGUGUACAUAAUCAACGAAAACCCAAUGACGCCUGGUCGAGGAGCCCUGUCUUACCGCUUCGUACACGACAUUGAUGUGGACUCACCGAGAUACAUCGAGACCUGGUCCCAAAACAAGGAGACAUUUUGUGUGAUCAUUAGUGGGGAGGUGAUGAGACGUGUCAGUGACCGGCAGGUCCACUUCACCCGCCACACCACCUCCGCACUCUAUCGCUGGAUAGGAAACCACUUCGAUAACUGGGAGCUGCUACCCGGAACUAGUCCCGUUGCCGCCCACCAUUUCAUGGUCAAUGAGUUUCAUUACUUGGCAUUUGCAAAUUUCCAAAACAAUAAAGGUCAACACAACUGCCAUAGUAUGAUUUUUCGCUACUACGUGGACCAGGGUCGCUACCUGCCCUUCCAGACUGUGGAAACAAGAGGCGCCUGGCACUUACAAAGCUUCACCCUUGGCAGAAAACGCUUCCAACACACCUUCCUUGCCAUUGCCAACUUCUGUGAGGACACAAACACCGGCACGUGCAACCACCACACUAUCUCCACUAUCUAUCACUAUGACGAAGGGAAGUUCAAGCCCUUCCAGGAGAUCGAGACAUCUUACGCAAUACAGUGGAUGGCCGUCCAGGUGAACAUGGCGGUAUUAAUCGCUCUCGUGUCCAAAAAGGGCGUCACUUUCUACCAGUACAAUGGGUGGAAGUUCGUCCCCACCCCAGUACAACCGUCACACCUUCCCUUCUCAGUUGGAGUCACCAGCCUUGCCGCCACAUUCUGGGACGGCCGCCUGGUACUCGGUGUGACGAAUGCUGACAAAGAUAAAGCCACCGGACACCCAAGCUUGUAUUCCCUGUCCUUCACCACCAGAGAUGAUCUCGAGGAGGUGUACUACCAGCUAAAGGAGUUAUGUGAAGGACUAAGGCGGCAAACUUAUGGAAGAGAGGUGGCCGAACUUACGCGGCAAGCUGCCACCACUCCAAGGACGACUAAGCCUCAUACCUUCCCUCGCCGUGUCACGAUCAAGGGCAACCUACGGGUGCAGGCCGCCAGCCGUGCUACUGAAGUGUUCAGUCAGGGCAGAAGGAUACCUAACGGUGGCGGGCAGACAGAAGCACGGAUGGAGGCCCUGGAGGGAACACUUGAACAAGCACGCCGCAGGCUCAGUACCAUGCUCCCCGCCGCUGGACCUGUCGCCUGGCCCGCUCACCUUCACUUGGCCAACCUGAUGAGUGCGGGUACUCAAGUAUCCUCUGCUGCUGAGGUGCAGGCACUAUGGAUCAAUGGAGAAAGUGCUCCAAUGCUCAGACACAUGGUGCCACUUCAUGCAGCCACUCGCCUCAGAAACCUUACCUUGGAGCAAGUUGAGUUUAAGGCCCCGGCUUCUGUGGACCACCUGCACGGCAAGCCAAUUUUUACCUUUAUAACUCUCAAUGGACAUCAUGAGGUCAGCGGAAACUUCAUAUUCCAAGGACCAAUUAAGGUGCAGGAGGUUAUGGUGUCAAACACACUGGACGGCGUGAAGGUGGACCCUCGCUCUCUCCUGCUCACCACACACGCCCAGACGCAUGCAGGAUCUCUAAAAUGCCAGUCCUUGCACUCUAACACCCUCGACGUUGCCGUUGUCAAUGACGUCGCCAUGGACAAGCUACUGUCGAGUCUCAUCAUUCGCAGUGCCAAUAUUACCAUUACCGGUCAGCUCAGAGUGAUGGGAGAUAUUGUAUACGAUGGUCACCUGAGAGUCAGAGACACAAGGAACCUGGACCUCACUAAUGCAUUACUGAUGAAGAGUCUCCAGAAGCAGGUGGUAUUCGGUGGCCACCAGAUGAGCGAGCUUGAAGCUCCGUCUAUGACGACAGAAGGACGCCUCAACACGGUGCAAAUCCCCGCCGAGGUGUUCCUGAACGGCAGCCAACACUCAUAUACAGUCACAUCAUCUUCCUUCAGCCAUGUGCGGGCCACUUCCGCCUCCGUAUUGCAAAAGCUCAAUAGCAUCACGGUGACAGAUGGCCGUUUGGACGUACUGUUACUCUCGGGAUAUCAGAUAGUGACGGCACCAAAGAGCUUCACUUCGCUGCAGCUGCUGGAGCAGAACUCUCCUAGCUACAGGAGUGCCAACACUCGCCAUCGGCGGUGGUCGAUUGGAACCUGUGGGUCCCUGAAGAACCGAAGACCAAAAACACCGAAUGCACGCAUAGAAGCACUUCUUUUGGCCCUAAGGGGAGUGGCAGCCGCCCAGGAUCUCCUAAGCUUUCUCACUGAAGUACAGCCAGGACACUUUCUGGUUCCACUGAGGACACAACUUCUUUUUACUUUGCUUAAAGUGGAUGUGAACUGUGCCUUCAUCUUCUUAGAGGAUACUGAAAGGGUCAUGUUUUUCGACAUAAUGACCGAAGACUGGAGGAAUGAAGACAACGAGUCUGUGUUGGUUCUCAGUCAUCAAGAUUUGAAGAUGAUGGUAAAGGAAGUGAUGAACUACAAAAUGGAGAUGACAAAUUUGCUUCAUGGCAUUCAGUAUAGAUGGUAUGACAUAUGGCUGUUGAUCAGUAAGGCGCUCCAAAAAGUUGAUGACAUCCACGACAGUUUAAAUGUGGUCAGACUUUUAAUUGAUAUAAUUGUCAGUGAUGAUACGAUGACACCAGAUAUAUCGCACCACUGCCAGUCUGUGUGUGGUUUACAGAAGGACGAUGACCCUUUAACGCUGAAGUGUACUCGGGCGGCGUUACUCACAUUGCGGGUCGCACAACGGAUCGCCCGCUACCCCGUAAUAGGUUCUGGCAUGUCCCAGCUGUCCGAAUCACAGCGAAUGACAUUCCUUAAGGGAGCAAUGCAGCACGACCUUGGGAGGCUCGUUGAGUUCCUCAGUACCGAGGAAGGACUCCUCCCUGCUGUGCGCGCUGCACUCCCCUGCGGAAUGGUUUCAUUGCGUCCGGUCAUUGAUAACGAGCAUGAUAUUUUGAAGAUGUUAGAGCAGUAUGAGAAGGAGCUGCUCAUCCUUUCAACGUAUCGGGAUGACCAGAACGAUAGUCCAGAAGGACGUGAAAGAAACUAUAACAGUAUUUCUCCUGGAGUUAAUAUCCGUGAGAGAGUUUCCACAGAGAUUUCGACCAUUACCAGUGCUAUUGUAAAAGAUGGUUUUAUUGCUACUCAAGAGUCUCUUCCAAAUAUCACAAAAGAAUCUUCUAUUGCUACUCCAGAAUCGACUAAAAAUCCUACUACUAAAGAAUCAAACACUUACACCACUGUAGAACUGUAUACAACUACAGGCACAGAAAAGCUUGCCACUGGGGAAUCCACCACCGCUACCAAUGACAACCCCUCCACUUUCACCGACGAGGAAGCCUCCGUUCUCACCACCGAGCAAGCCUCCGCUCUCACCAAUGAGGAAGCCUCCACUCUCACCAAUGAGGAAGCCUCCACUCUCACCAAUGAGGAAGCCUCCACUCUCACCAAUGAGGAAGCCUCCACUUUCAGCAAUAAGGAAGCCUCCACUUUCACCAGUGAGGAAGCCUCCACUUUCAGCAAUGAGGAAGCCUCCACUUUCACCAAUGAGGAAGCCUCCAGUUUCACCAAUGAGGAAGCCUCCACUUUCACCAAUGAGGAAGCCUCCACUUUCACCAAUGAGGAAGCCUCCACUUUCACCAAUGAGGAAGCCUCCACUUUCACCAAUGAGGAAGCCUCCACUCUCACCAAUGAGGAAGCCUCCACUCUCACCAAUGAGGAAGCCUCCACUCUCACCAAUGAGGAAGCCUCCACUCUCACCAAUGAGGAAGCCUCCACUCUCACCAAUGAGGAAGCCUCCACUCUCUCUACCGAGGAAGCCUCCACUCUCUCUACCGAGGAAGCCUCCACUCUCUCUACCGAGGAAGCCUCCACUCUCUCUACCGAGGAAGCCUCCACAAUCUCUGCCGAGGAAGCCUCCACAAUCUCUGCCGAGGAAGCCUCCACUUUCUCCGCCGAGGAAGCCUCCACUUUCUCCGCCGAGGAAGCCUCCACUCUCUCUACCGAGGAAGCCUCCACUCUCUCUACCGAGGAAGCCUCCACUCUCUCUACCGAGGAAGCCUCCACUCUCUCUACCGAGGAAGCCUCCACUCUCUCUACCGAGGAAGCCUCCACUCUCUCUACCGAGGAAGCCUCCACAAUCUCUACCGAGGAAGCCUCCACUCUCUCUACCGAGGAAGCCUCCACUCUCUCUACCGAGGAAGCCUCCACUCUCUCUACCGAGGAAGCCUCCACAAUCUCUACCGAGGAAGCCUCCUCCCUCUCCGCCGAGGAAGCCCCCAUUCUUUCCGCCGAGGAAGCCCCCAUUCUUUCCGCCGAGGAAGCCCCCACUCUUUCCGCCGAGGAAGCCCCCAUUCUUUCCGCCGAGGAAGCCCCCACUCUUUCCGCCGAGGAAGCCCCCACUCUUUCCGCCGAGGAAGCCCCCACUUUUUCCGCCGAGGAAGCCCCCACUUUUUCCGCCGAGGAAGCCCCCACUCUUUCCGCCGAGGAAGCCCCCACUCUUUCCGCCGAGGAAGCCCCCACUCUUUCCGCCGAGGAAGUCCCCACUCUUUCCGCCGAGGAAGCCCCCACUCUUUCCGCCGAGGAAGCCCCCACUCUUUCCGCCGAGGAAGCCCCCACUCUUUCCGCCGAGGAAGCUUCCACUCUUUCCGCCGAGGAAGCCCCCACUCUUUCCGCCGAGGAAGUCCCCACUCUUUCCGCCGAGGAAGCCCCCACUCUUUCCGCCGAGGAAGCCCCAACUCUUUCCGCCGAGGAAGUCCCCACUCUUUCCGCCGAGGAAGCCCCCACUCUUUCCGCCGAGGAAGCCCCCACUCUUUCCGCCGAGGAAGCCCCCACUCUUUCCGCCGAGGAAGCUUCCACUCUUUCCGCCGAGGAAGCUUCCACUCUUUACGCCGAGGAAGCCCCCACUCUUUACGCCGAGGAAGCCCCCUCUCUUUCCGCCGAGGAAGCCCCCUCUCUUUCCGCCGAGGAAGCCCCCACUCUUUCCGCCGAGGAAGCCCCCACUCUUUCCGCCGAGGAAGCCUCCACUGUCACCCACGAGGAAGCCUCCACUGUCACCCACGAGGAAGCCUCCACUGUCACCCACGAGGAAGCCUCCACUGUCACCCACGAGGAAGCCUCCACUGUCACCCACGAGGAACCUUCCACUGUCACCCACGAGGAAGCCUCCACUGUCACCCACGAGGAAGCCUCCACUACUGCAAACAUGUUUUCCACGGUUCUUAUUUCUAGUGAAAAGUCUUUUCCUACAGCUUCUGAAGAACCAUUCACUGAACAACCAUACACUGGAGUCACUGUAAAGGUCUCAACUCGUAGUUCUCAUGGGUCAUUCACAACCCACUCCUUAGAAUCGUCUUUCGAUGAUUCCUUCCCGACACACAAUUCGUGGAGCGUCCAGUCUCCUCGCACCGCUACUCCUGCCCUCCCACAGAUGCAUGUAGAUCCCAAACUCAAGGGACAGACUGACAAUCACAACUAUGGAGAAUCUAUAACGCAUACGUUUAGAUAUGUUCGGGAUAGAAAUUCGAAUGGUAGUAUGCCGACUUCGCAUAGAUUAAUGUCUGAGGAUUGGCAAAGACUGAAGAGAGAAUUACCACACAGCGUGACUGGCUCUGCGCUCAUUGCCUCCAGCAUAUUGAUGGUAGUCAGUCGAACUGGAAACAUAAAUUCUCUGUCAACAGAAAUUUCAUUAACGCAACAGAAUUCACAUUCAGUCCAUUCAGAAUACUUCAGUAACUUAGUGCCUUUAAAAAAUAUACCAAACAGCGAUGUAUAUCGUGUAAACUCAGUUUAUACUCCAUAUCUUUCCUUCAGCAACAAAAUUCCAGCGUCGAAGACCGAAAGUGGAGCAUCUCUUGAAGUGCCAAAGAGUCUAAGUAAGCGACGAGCUGAGGCACUGGUUGUUCCCUCAGCUUUUCAUUAUGUGAGUGUUGUAAAAGGUAACACUGGCGAUGUCAGUCAUGUUACUACCGUCACAUUAGUGCAACACCUUACCACCAUUAUCAACUGCACCAGCUGUGUGUUUCAGUAUCAGAUUUUCCAAACCACUGCGAACCAUACGUUAUCCGCGCAUCUCUCGGCCUCAACGGUGACGCACAAGACGCUAACCAUAAUGAUGUCCUCUUCAUCGACCAGAAUCGAUUGCACUAACUGUGCGUUCCAAUGUCACAUUUUUACGACCCGGGAGACAGAAGCAGGGUGGAUGCCAUCCUCUGUGCACGUUACAAGAUCUACAAUACCUGGUCAAGGCUCUGCCACAGUGAUAUUUCCAUCAAGUAUUCCCGAGCCUUCCUACAAAUUCCCACACGGAAGUACAAUUAGUAUUCAACCAACGCUGUACAGUGCACGAACUUUCAACGCAUACUCUACGACGACUGAGAAAAGUUCGGCACCAUCAGUGUCAUCUCAACAGCCGUGGACAGUUUCCUCAGGUGAAUCUAAAUUUGAAUCUCCUCAUAUUAGUGUAGAGCCUUCACGAGAGCCGUCUUCAUUCACACCCUACAUUCCGUCUCGCCCGUCAGAUGAAAAAUGUGACAAUAUCCCUGCGCACUAUUACGUGGACUCUGUCCGGAAAGACGUUCUCUUAGCGUGGCUGGAGGCUGCAUUGCUAUACUUUGAAGAAAUUUUGUCUAUCAAUCCUAUGGUAAUAUCUGAGGAGCUUGAAAGGAAGCCAGAAAGAAUUGAAAUAACCAUUAGUUUGAGAAAAAUUUAUGAGCUGAUGGAGAACACCACAAAAAUCGUGAAAUUAAUUCUUAAAAAUUUGUUUUAUGAAUUGGAAAUAAAUGAAUUGGAAAUUAGUGAGCUGAAUUUGAUCUUGGAAUCUGAAAAGUUCCGUACAAGGAUGAGGACUCACCUGUGUUUCCUUAAUAGCUUCCCAGAUAAGGUUAAAAAAGGACUGGAUGAAGUUAAAGCUUUGGCAGUUUUGGGAAAGAAAAGAAUAAUUUUACUCCUGCACUGCUUUGGGCGCAAUGACUGGAGCUACGAAAAUGAAAUAGAGAAAGCUGAAGUGCUCUGGGAGUCAGAAGAUGAUACGGACAUUCCAGUCUCAAGCAGGAAAGACAUGAAUAACCAGUCUGGUGAGGCAACAACGGAUUCUCAUACAUUGUACAUCACUCAUGGAAACACCACAACUGAUUGUUGGCUUACAAGUUCGGAUAUAAUGUCACCUCCAAUGAUCGGGCCUACUGCACCAACCAUUCGUGAUUACGAUUUAAGUUCAUGGUCUGCACACUACAGCACCAAAAGCAACGAUACCACCAGCGAUAGUGUCAUUACCAACAGCGAGAGCACUACCACUUCCACCAUUUUCAGCAGCAGCAAAACAAACUGGUUGACCUAUUCGCAUGUUAGCGUCACUCCACCGUUUAAGCCUAAUGGUUCAUCACAUGGCAGGGCAAAGCAAGUAACAUAUGGCUACAAUAAGAUCACCUCAAUACCUAACGGAACACCGAUCAGCUCAGAGGAUGCUGUUCCUGCACCACGUCCACACACGCAGACUAACCCCAGCAAGCCACCUCAUAGGGAGGAUAACCAUGGAUCAUGGGUGGUCGGGCGAGUGGCCGGACACAGACUUCAAGACCUGGUUGACCGUUCAUUCGCUCACCUGCCCAUGCGACGAGAAGCUGCAUUCUUUAUAGAGAGCAACAUGGCUCGACUCAACAACAUAACCUUCAAGUCUGGGCUGCGGAUACAACAACUGCAGGGCGUGGACACUGGCCACUUGCUACGACAUGGCGUGCCUAUUCAUGGCUCCACAAUUCAUGCCAACUUAACAUUCACUAAUCCUAUUCAGGUGGGUGGCCCGUUGAGGGUGUCUCGUGUGAACGGGACGCUCGCGGCUUCCUUUGUCACUCUGGGCGGACACCACACGCUGCCGCAUCCCUUCGUCUUCAUGGGUCCCAUCACGGCGGCAGCACGAGUAAGAGUACGGAACAAGAUCAACGGCCUCGACCUGGUGCUCUUUAGUAAAAGCGUGGCGUUGACUUCCUCUGCGACGCGUCAGGUCCUACGGCACCCCAUCAAUUUCACGCAGGUGUCCGCGCAAAGAGUGUUCUUUGCUACCGGUCGGGUGAGAGACGUGGCCUUGGAAGAUCUGGUGCCACUUGGCCAACCAGCCAUCAUCACAGGAAGGAAAAUCUUCCAGGAUGUGAAGGUGCGGGAGGGGGAAACACGAACUGCCGCUCUCUCUGUCCGUUAUAUCAACGACGUCAACGUUACCGAUCUCUUCGCUAACUCACUCACCACAAACCCAGAGACAAAACAGGUCCUUUCCGGACCAAUUAUGUUCAUGAAUCUAGUGGUCUUGGGCAAGCUCGUCACCUCGCGCGGUCUUGGAGCACACAGCAGCAGCGGGAUGCAAAGUCUCCGUAUCGACAGGAUCGCGGCCCAGGUGAUGUACCGGGAUAAGGAUGGGAAGCUGGAAGGCAACUUGCUUCUGAAGGGCAGAGCUUCCGUAAAGGAUCUCACGUUCCGUGACAGCCUCGACUCCGUGCCGGCGGCCUCGUAUGACAGUGGAUGGCUGCUGAAGGCGACACCACAGAGUUUUAGCGGCCGAGUGGUCCUGGCUGGUGUGAGAUCCGGAGCAGUAAUUGUCGCCAGUGGUGCUAAGGUCCAAGAAGUAGAUAUUUCAAGGCUACUUACAGCGACAAUUAAAGUGAAUGAAGACGCGGUGGUGUCCUUCCCAAUGAAGCUUGGUGAAAAUGUGUGGGCGGCAAGAGUGCGGGUGAGCGGGGCGGUGCAAGGAUGGAACCUGUCCUCCGAGGCGAUACUUCAGAAUUCUUCAGGUGUGGUUUUCGUGGCGCGCAAGACUUUCUUAGGCGACUUUCACGUUAGCGGCACACUCACCGCCGCAAACCUCGGCGGAAUGGCGGCGUCCUCGCUCUGCGGAGAGGGCAGUCGAAAAAAUUUGGAGAUUGUGGGUGCGGUGCAACUGACCAGUCCAGUGCGCACUGACACCGUGCACCUCGGCCAACAUGUCCUCAAGAAAGACACAGUGGACGACUAUUGGCUGCUGAAUCGGCACGCCAUCCUGCCCCACAACAUGACGUUCUACAAGAUGACAGCACAUCACAUCAAGGCGGAUUCGGUCAACGGAGUGGACAUUGUUAAACUAUCCACCUUAUUGCUACGCAGGACGUGCAGGAGUGGUGACCACCAAGUGAUGACAGGCAGGUUCUUCGCACCUGUCCUCAUUGUGCAGAGCCUCUUCACACCCAGCGUCUCGACCUCUCGCCUGAACAGCCGUCCACUAAGCGAUAUCCAUAACCUGUUCAUCCGCAAUGGCCAGCAGACCAUCAAGGGGCACUGGAUGCUCCAGCAGGUACAGAGCCUAGAGUCCUUGAUCACUUUAGGUCACGCUAAUGGCAUCCCGAUGACAGACUUUUGCAUGAUAAAGAAACCGUGCGUCAUCACCGCCAGGAAGAUCUUUGCACAUGACUUGACUGUCAAGAGGGACCUGCACGUGGAAGCUGGCAGGACUGUGCAAGGCGUUGAUGUGUCCGAGGCGCUGCGCCAGGCGGUCAACGCCGCCACCUGUGGCCACGUGCCUGGUGUCACCACAUUCACCGGCAAGCUCACCGUACCCCGUCUCAGAGUUAACGGGCUGGUGGAUGGUUUCAAGGUCUCAUCUAAAGAUGUUCUCACCGCAUCCGGCGCUCAGGUCAUGACUGGUCAAAUGAACAUCAGGAAAGAGGGAAUGGUGGCGGUGGCGGGACCUUCUAUUCGCGCAGAAGAUGGCCUUUUCAAUAGGUGGAACUUGAGUGAUCACUGGCGGCGAGGGUUCCGCCGCGGCCAAGACAACAUUGUUCGGGAAAUGGUAAUCUUCCCGAAUUUAGCUGUCUUCAGAAACGCAACUGAAAACCACAGGAAUUUGAGGAGGCUGUCUGACCAGACAGGCCUAGCGAGGACCAACCAGAACUUGAACGGCCUCUUGGGAAACGCCGAGCAAGCAAUUAGUGGUGUGGCGCGUGAGCUGUGGGGCUGGAGGAGUUUGCAGACUCUCAGGGGUACAGCUGCACGGCUAGUACCUCUGUGGAUGCUGGACGGCUCAGGCGGGGUUCCGUCGUCCUGUCCGGAGUACAUGGCAGUCAUAUCCCUGUCAGGAUACACGAGACUCCUGGUCUAUAGCUCUGAUCAAAGGAAGUUCAUCAACACAGGAGUGGUGCUGAGAGGCGGCUGCACCAGGGCCGUGGCGGGCUAUAAGACCAGAGGGGAGAAUUACGUGAUCACUGCGCACACCUGCACCGGCAACAGCUCUCACUCCACCAGCACCACCAUCGGCUCGUUCCACCAAGGGGCAGCGAUCCAGGAGGCAGUGCAGGUUUGGCGAAUAACAGCACAUGGUCCACAGCAUCUCCAACGUAUCGGCAUAGGAGCACUGGACGUCCAGGUGGCGGAAGUUGGGCAGCGGAUUUGCCUGGUGGUGGCGGUGGCAAUCGGCAAUGGGACGCUGGUGUACUGUUCCAGCGGCUCGCGGGGCACUUUCUCUGGGCCGCGCCACCUGAACACAGGAUGCCCAAAGAAGAUAUCAGUGGUACUGCACCGGGACUCCCGAGGACGACUGAUGACUCUACUGGCGGUGGUCGGGCAGAAUCGCAAUGCCCUGCACGACAGCGCACUGACGCUGUGGCUCCACGACGCCGAGCAGGAUAAUUUCAUCCAAGUGGAGGCAAGUGAGCCUGCUCCUGCUCCUAGCCCUUAUUUUGGUGACAAAAUUAAACUCGGAACAACAAUAUAAUGUUGACAUGUUUUUAAUUGUUUCAUACACGGACAAAUUGAUAGAUAAGAACAACUUGUGCCAACCUGAUGUUGAUGUACGAGUAUAUGGCGUGUGUGGCUGAUCAGCUCAGGGAGUUGCUAGUUUAUCGAAGACAUAUGGGCCGCGUGAACGUUUAGUUUACCAAGAUUUUACAAUCAGACAAAGCAAAAUUAAUAAGUUUAGUGUUCAAAAGAAUAAUCGUCUCGCGCCCGCGUCCCUGAAGGCAAUGGCAUUUGGGGCACUUUUCUUAGCAUCUACGUUUGAGGGUCACGUAUACUCGCGUUCACACAAAAUCUGACACGAACACUGGUAUGGAUAGCAAAAAAGCAUACAUGCAUCCACCCCCCAUACAUACAUGCACGCAUGCACAUGCAUGGAAUGAAAAAAUAACUGAUCCCUAUCACCUAAACAGAGAGAACCCCUAAGAGGUGUGCAGUGGGUGGACAUGACAGUGCACGGCGCUGACCUCUUCCUGGCGGUGGCGUCUCGAGGCUUUACUGGAGACACGACUGGAGAGAUCAUCGUAUAUUGGGUUAACAUGCAUGGCGACCUGCCUCCGCUGCUGUACUUCGGUUCCUUACGCAAAACGUUCCAGACUGCCGCCAACCCGGAGAAGCUGUACUCGCCGCGUCCGCAACCCUUCCUCCAUCGGCUGCAGACCCUGGCUGUGCAGCUGCCCCUGGAGACUCACUUCGUCGCGAUGCCCUCUGGUCCCCUAUAUCUUUUCGUUAUAGGCGAACAAGGCAAUGUUACUCGAUUCGCUCAAAGAGGUGUCCACAGAUUCGCGAAGGAAGGACUGUACCACGCCCCAGGCAGGCAGCAGGUGCAGGUGUGGAGGUGCGUGGAAGAGGACGGAGAAGUUUCGAUCAAAAUGGCUAUGUCGGGGAGUCAGUGCCGCCAGGAGCAUUGCAGCGGUCCAGGACACAAGGAUGUGGAGCUCCUGGAGGCGAACUUCAGGCCAGGACCUCCUGCCAUCCAUUAAGGUCAAACUUGUGAUCAGCAAAUCUAACUCGAGUCUCAAAGUCCAGCAUGAAGUCAUUACCAAGUCCAACAUAAGUUUAUACAGUCCAACAACACUGAGCUCCACCCCACCACCUCUUCUGGCCGUGCCUGGCUUUGUCGGCCAGCGAUGCUACCUCCCCGCCCUGUCAGACUCCUCCCUGUUCCCCUCUCUGGGCUAAGGGAAAGUUGGUUUUACUGGUUUCUUGUUACAGUUUUACGGACGAUAGCUCCUUAAUAAAUAUAUAAUGUUAUAUACAGCAAGCCAAUUAAAGCUUGUUAAAUUAUUGUAUAUUGAUGCCAAAAUUGUUAAUGUUGACUAUAUUGACGUGUUCGUUGUCAUGUUACUAAGUAUACAUUUCUACACGAUUAAGGACCUGGAUUCCUCAAUUUCUUUACUCACUGGAAUUAAUAACAUAAUGAUAAGCA
This is a messenger RNA of Scylla paramamosain (green mud crab), 13073 nucleotides long. RefSeq lists its product as uncharacterized. The coding region runs from base 204 to 11624 and encodes 3806 amino acids. Lineage: Eukaryota; Metazoa; Arthropoda; Malacostraca; Decapoda; Portunidae. The transcript has 42 exons. The record is from RefSeq and is a predicted model, not a curated record.